AUGGCCGGGGACAGCUUGGCGCCCCCACCGCCUACACUGACAGUAAACACUCAUUGUCGAAACAAUAGUUCGUGUAGUACUGCUGGGUCCGAUGCCAUCACCCCUUCGGGCGAGUCGACUAUAUCCAACCCUUUCCUCACACCUUCAAAGUCAGCAAAGUCAGACCCGUUCCUUACUCCAAGCAAUAGAAGUCGCGCAUCGAGUUUUGCUACUACAGCCGUCGAUGCAGAUACUGCAUUACGGCCAGACCCCGGAACAGAAAAUGAUUUCUACGUCGAGAACAAUCCAUUUGGCUAUAGUCCAGGUCAGCUGAACAAGCUGCUGGGUCCCAAGUCCCUGCCUGCAUAUAGGGCACUGGGUGGACUCAGGGGCAUAGAGAGAGGACUGCAAACCAACCUGGAAUCGGGCCUCAGUGUCGAUGAGACUGGCAUCCCAGCCAGGGUCACCUUUGACGAGGCCGUUUCGGGCACGAUAAAUCAUACAGAAAAGGGCCAGACUCCACACAAGGACAGCAAAGCCUUUGAUGACCGCAUCAGAGUAUACGGCAAAAAUGUGUUGCCCGCGAAAAAGGCCACCCCUCUGUGGAGAUUGAUGUGGAACGCUUAUAACGAUAAAGUACUUAUUUUACUGACAGUAGCUGCCGUCAUAUCUUUGGCACUCGGUCUCUACGAAACUCUUGGCGUAGUCCACCCGGAAGGUUCUCCUCCCUCAGUUGACUGGAUUGAGGGAGUCGGAAUUAUCGUUGCUAUUAUCAUUGUGGUCGGUGUUGGAUCAUUAAACGAUUGGCAAAAGGAGCGUGCCUUUGUCAAGCUUAAUGCCAAGAAGGAUGACCGUGAAAUCAAGGUCAUUCGCUCCGGCAAGUCGUUCAUGAUCAACAUUUACGAGGUUCUCGUCGGAGAUGUUAUCCACCUGGAGCCCGGUGACCUGGUCCCGGUCGACGGCAUCUUUAUCGAAGGACACGACCUCAAGUGUGAUGAAUCCUCGGCAACUGGAGAAUCCGACGCAAUCAAGAAGACGCCGGGAGACCAAGUCAUGAAGGCCCUCGAAUCUGGCAACAUGCACAAGGAGUUGGACCCCUUUAUCAUUUCGGGCGCCAAAGUCCUUGAAGGUGUCGGCACGUUUGUCUGUACAUCUGUCGGCGUUCACUCGAGCUUUGGAAAGAUCAUGAUAUCUGUGCGCACGGAGACGGAGUCAACACCUCUACAGAAGAAGCUGGAAGGUCUGGCAAUGGCGAUUGCAAAGCUUGGCAGUACCGCAGCUGGAUUGCUCUUCACCGUUCUCUUGAUCCGUUUCCUGGUCAGCCUCCAGUGGGAUACCAGAGCGCCGACCGAGAAGGCCUUUACAUUUCUAGAUAUCUUGAUUGUUACCGUCACCAUCAUUGUCGUCGCAGUACCCGAGGGUCUACCUCUAGCCGUCACACUUGCUUUGGCAUUUGCCACUACGCGCCUCGUCAAGGAGAACAACUUGGUCCGCAUUCUGAGAGCAUGCGAGACCAUGGGAAACGCCACCACUAUUUGCUCAGACAAGACUGGUACUCUGACUACCAACAAGAUGACGGUUGUUGCCGGAACAUUUGGCACUUCUCGCUUUGCCAAGAGUGACAAGAGUGAUGGCGAUGAGAAAGGCGCCUCUCAAUGGGCAUCCAGCUUGUCGGCCGCUGCCAAGGAUUUGAUUGUCCAGUCUGUCGCCAUCAACUCGACGGCAUUCGAAGGCGAAGACGGCGGAGAGACCGGCUUCAUUGGCUCCAAGACCGAGACUGCCCUCUUGCAGCUGGCCAAGGACCACCUUGGCAUGCAAUCGCUGUCCGAGAUCCGCGCCAACGAGGAUAUUGUGCAGAUGAUGCCGUUUGAUUCGACCAAGAAGUGUAUGGGCGCCGUCAUUCGACUCCGAUCUGGUGCCUACCGUCUCUUGAUCAAGGGUGCUUCGGAAAUUCUUCUCGGCUACUGCGCAUCCAAAGCCAACGUGGAGACGCUGGAAGAGGAAGGCAUGAGCCAAUCUGAUCGGGAGACACUUCAAACUACCAUUGAUUCUUAUGCCAAGAAGUCCCUGAGAACCAUUGGACUUGUGUAUCGCGACUACGCUCAGUGGCCUCCGGCUGGAGUUGAGAUCGAGGACGACCACGUCACGCUGUCCUCAGUCCUGAAGGACCUCGUCUUCUUCGGUCUUGUCGGUAUCCAGGAUCCUGUCAGACCAGGUGUCCCCGAGGCCGUCAAGAAGGCCCAAACAGCCGGCAUCGUGGUGCGCAUGGUUACGGGUGACAACAUUCUGACCGCCCAAGCCAUUGCCAAAGAAUGUGGCAUUCUCGUCGGCGAAGGUAUCGUCAUGGAGGGACCCGUUUUCAGGACGCUGAGCGAGGAGGCCAUGAACGAGACUCUGCCCAAGCUGCAAGUCCUGGCGCGCUCUUCUCCCGAGGACAAGCGCAUUCUCGUGACCCGUCUCAAGGCUCUUGGCGAAACCGUAGCAGUAACUGGCGAUGGUACCAAUGACGCGCCAGCACUCAAGGCAGCAGACGUCGGCUUCUCCAUGGGAAUCGCUGGAACCGAGGUGGCCAAGGAAGCCUCUGCCAUUGUCUUGAUGGAUGACAACUUUGCCUCCAUGAUCGUCGCUCUCAAAUGGGGUCGCGCCGUCAACGACGCUGUUCAGAAGUUCUUGCAGUUCCAGAUCACUGUCAACAUUACCGCCGUCCUCCUCGCCUUCAUCAGCGGUGUCUCGAGCUCUGACUUUACCAGUGUCUUGACUGCCAUCCAGCUGCUCUGGGUCAAUCUCAUCAUGGACACCUUUGCAGCGCUGGCUCUAGCUACUGACCCGCCCACGGAGAAGAUUCUUGACCGACCUCCCCAGCCAAAGAAGGCACCGCUGAUUACCACAAAUAUGUGGAAGAUGAUCAUUGGACAGUCCAUCUUCCAACUUGCCGUCACCCUUGUCCUGUACUUUGCCGGACACGCAAUUCUCGGCUACGACGUCAACAACGAGACCCAGAUGACGGAGCUGGACACGAUUGUCUUCAACACCUUUGUCUGGAUGCAAAUCUUUAACCAAUUCAACAACCGCCGCCUAGACAACAAGUUCAACAUUUUCGAGGGCAUCCACCGCAACCAGUUCUUCAUUGUCAUCAACUGCAUCAUGGUCGGCGCCCAGGUCGCCAUUGUCUUUGUCGGCGGCACCGUCUUCUCCAUCAAGCCGCUCAACGGCGUCCAGUGGGCCAUUUGCCUCGUCCUGGCGUCGCUGUCUCUGCCCUGGGCCGUUGUGAUCCGGCUCUUCCCUGACCCGUGGUUCGCCAAGAUUGCGCAUACCGUCGGCAAGCCCGUCGUGGUCGCGUAUAGGGCGCUCGGUGCCUUCUUCUCCAGCCUAGCAAGAGUAUUCAAGAAGCCGGCGCAAAAGUUCAGGAAGGAAAAGGUACAAGAGAGUGAGGAUAGAGAGAAGGAGGCAACGAAUAAUGAUACCCCAGCUGUUGUCGUUUCAGAGGCAGUAUAG
Molecule: messenger RNA, 3474 nt
Organism: Pestalotiopsis fici W106-1
Lineage: Eukaryota; Fungi; Ascomycota; Sordariomycetes; Amphisphaeriales; Sporocadaceae
Exons: 2
Coding region: 1-3474 (1157 amino acids)
Biological process (GO): calcium ion transmembrane transport; intracellular calcium ion homeostasis
Cellular component (GO): intracellular membrane-bounded organelle; membrane
Molecular function (GO): ATP binding; P-type calcium transporter activity; ATP hydrolysis activity
Source: RefSeq, a predicted model, not a curated record